This is a messenger RNA of Salvelinus fontinalis (brook trout), 3343 nucleotides long. RefSeq names its product cytosolic endo-beta-N-acetylglucosaminidase-like. NCBI's taxonomy places the organism in Eukaryota, Metazoa, Chordata, Actinopteri, Salmoniformes, Salmonidae. The coding region runs from base 137 to 2302 and encodes 721 amino acids. The record is from RefSeq and is a predicted model, not a curated record. Gene Ontology annotation, cellular component: cytoplasm. Gene Ontology annotation, biological process: protein deglycosylation. The transcript is spliced from 14 exons. Gene Ontology annotation, molecular function: mannosyl-glycoprotein endo-beta-N-acetylglucosaminidase activity.
AACUGCAGCCAAUCGCAGUAAACAAGGAAAUGUUUCUUUCGCGCUCUGUCCCGAACAUGAGCAAUGCAAAAUUCUGCCAUUGAUACAUGUUUAUGUCUUCCAUUCAGUCAUAGACUUCUAACUCAUAUUUCUCACCAUGGACGGUGCAUUGACUACUGAGCAUAAGGAGGAUGGCUCUUUGCGGAGGAGAAAGACAGAGGACGAAGGAGAGGAUCAGAUCGGGAGCAAGUUGUCAAAAACGGAAAGCACCGGUUUGGAGUCUUGCUUGGAUGAGCCAGUUGAGUUGAGAAGUGUUCAUGAAGUCAUCAAGUAUGGAGCCUCGUCUCUGCCAGCUAAGCAUUAUGACCCGGACACCACCGAGCCAAUCAGCUCCGGCCUCCAGUCCCUGGAGGAGCUGUUGUCGUGGAAACGCAGCGAGGCCAAUCCCUUCAACGUGGCGACGGUGCCCCUGGCCAAUCGGGAGUCUUCUUUGGCCAGCACGCCGCACCGGACUCUGGUGAGUCACGACAUGAUGGGCGGAUACCUGGAUGACAGGUUUCUGCAGGGAGCAGAGUCGGAUGCUCCCUAUGUGUUCUACCACUGGCAGUACAUCGACGUGUUUAACUACUUCAGCCACAACAUGGUGACCAUCCCCCCUGCCGUCUGGACCAACGCUGCUCACAGACACGCAGUCAUCGUCCUGGGCACCUUUAUCACUGAGUGGACGGACGGGGGGAAGAUGUGCGAGGUCUUCCUGAAAGAGGAGGAGUCUUACAGGGCCGUAGCUGAUAGGCUGGUUCAGAUAGCCCACUGUUACGGCUUUGAUGGUUGGCUGAUCAACAUCGAGAACCCUCUCAGUGAGACUGCUGUGAAGAACACUCCUCUGUUUCUACGUUAUCUGACUGACCAGAUGCAUGAGAGAGUCCCUGCUAGUAUGGUGUUGUGGUAUGACUCUGUCCUGGAGAACGGACAGCUCAAAUGGCAGAAUGAACUCAACCCAUCCAACAGAGUGUUUUUCUCAGCGUGUGAUGGUAUCUUCACCAACUAUAACUGGACAGAGCAGAGCCUAGAGGGAAUGAAGGCCUACUCAGCUGCUCAGGGCCGGCUGGCGGACAUCUUUGUUGGGGUGGACGUGUUCGCCAGGGGAGAGGUGGUGGGAGGGAAGCUGGAGACUAACAAGGCUCUGGAGCUGAUUCGUAAACAUGACUUCUCUACGGCCAUCUUUGCUCCAGGCUGGGUGUACGAGUCCAUCCCAGACAAGACUGCCUUCAGGAAGGAACAGGACAAGUUCUGGUCUCUCCUGUCUGACUUCCUGUAUGUCCACCGGCCCUCGUCGCCGCUCCCUUUCGUCUCCUCCUUCUGCCAGGGUGCUGGGACCAGCCUCUACUGGAGGGGACAGCGUGAGGUGGAUCGUAGCUGGUUCAACCUGGAUGCCCAGGAGCUGCAACCCCUAUACUACAAAGAGACCCUGGAGGGGGAGGGCUGGCUGAGGACCCAGGGCUGCCCCGAAGAUGCCUGGAGCGGAGGCAGCUCUCUGCUCGUAGAGGGCGUCCUACCCUCCACGCUGUCUAAAGUCUGCGCCAGGAUAUUUUCUCUCCAGGUGCCUCUAUCCUCCAGGGUCUUUGUGUCUCUGAUCUAUAAGCCGUCUCCUGGGGUCUCUGUCUCUCUGGAGUUAAAGACUGCUGACGCUACACUCUGCACACACAGAGGUGUUCAGGAUAUACCUACCAGCAGUGUUGAGCCUGCUGCUUUAACAGAGGACCACCAGUUGGUGAGACAGUUCUCUCAGAGCUGUGGACAGUGGAACCCACACGGAUGGACUGUCAGGUGUUCCCAGUUGGAGCUGCAGGGCUGUACUCUGAGGGAUGUGUGUGUCAGCGUGCAGCGUGAUGGAGGAGAUGAGGACACACCCUUCAAAUGCCGGGUCGGAGAGAUUAUGAUCCUGGAUGCUGAGUCCCUCUCCGUUCCUCCCCUCCCAGUCCAGAGUGUGUGUAUCUAUGACGUGGUGUGGCUGAGGGGCGCCAAUAAACUGAAUCUCAACGCCACCCUGCGCUGGCGCUACCCUGCCCAACUCGUACGCCACUUCCUGGUGUACUGGCGCCGGCUGAGGGGUCCAGACCCCCGGAUCCCAUCUGGCAAGCUGACCCUGAUUGGCCGAGCCUACUGCCCCUUAUUCCGGGUGACCGAGCUGACGGUUCCAGAACCUCCAGGUCUUCUAGAACUGGUGGUGGAACCCGUGUCCCGGGAGGGGUUCCGUGUUCCUGAGUCCCAAUGGGGGAGGAGGAGUCUCAGUUAUACUGAGGAGAGGACGGACCAAUCAUAAGACACUAAAAGGGUAGAAACGUACUGGCUGUCCCAAACGGAACCCUAUUCCCUAUAUAGUGCACUACAUGUACCCAUAGGGCUCUGGCCAAUGUAGUGCACUAAAUAGGGAACCAUUUGGGAUGUACUACUGGACUUGCUACUCCACUUCCUUUCCAUAACACUUCCUGUCCAGUCAGUGAUAACCUGAUUCAGUACGCUAGUUUGUAGUGAUGUGAUCCUCCUAGUCACCUAUAGAGUUAACAAUUCUUUCUAGUUAAGUAUAUAAAUAAAAAUUCUUCCCAGAACAAUUAGGGGAACUUCAACAUGAAGCGCGCUGUAGGUCCUUCCUGAUUGAGCCGACAUCUGCAGCCCUUACUGUGAAUGCAAUCUGAGCAGAUGCAGGGACAUUGCCUUUAAAAAGGUGCAUUGUUGAGAGCUCUCUACAACGUGCCACAGAUUGAAUCCUCGGAGAACAAGCAGGACUGGACAGGUGAGAGUAAGCCAGAACGCAGUCCAUUGUCUUCUGGGUGCAGAGCAAGGGAAGGAUACUUCAAGCAGUGCAUGGAGACUCCCCAAUUGGGCAAAAGACCUUCCCCUCUGCGACUCCUCCGUGACCCAGAAACCGAUAAGUGGUCGAGGAGCGUGUCAAUAUGUUAAAUCGGAGAACGAAGGAGGCUGCGCUCCUCCAUUACGGAUUUCCACAGAGGAUGCACCAGAGUCUCCUCGCAGCAGGAAGUGACACACCCCCUUUUGUUUUUUCUAAGGAGAAAAGCAUGCACACUAACUACAUGCUACACAUCCUUUUAUCUAGAAAACUAUGUAAAACUACAUGUAGUUUUACCUAGUUAUCUAGAAAACUAGGUAAAACUACAUAUCCUUUUAUCUAGAAAACUAGGUAAAACUACAUAUCCUUUUAUCUAGAAAACUAGGUUAAACUACAUAUCCUUUUAUCUAGAAAACUAGCUACAUUUAUUUUGGGAUUCCCUUGUAAAAAUAAUCUUCACCACAUGCUAAAUGAAUUUAAGCAUCAAUAAAGAGUUUCAAUAAAAAUAAAAAAUAA